Molecule: messenger RNA, 1843 nt
Organism: Phycodurus eques (leafy seadragon)
Lineage: Eukaryota; Metazoa; Chordata; Actinopteri; Syngnathiformes; Syngnathidae
Gene: rab5b
Product: RAB5B, member RAS oncogene family
Exons: 6
Coding region: 235-885 (216 amino acids)
Molecular function (GO): GTPase activity; GTP binding
Source: RefSeq, a predicted model, not a curated record
ACACAAAGUGCUGCAGGAAGCAAUCGUGGAAGUAGCCCUGAGCUGCAGCAGACGCUUUACUCACCACGCUGCUGUCGUUGGUCCCUUGCACCUGAGGAGGACAAGAAGACCCGUGAACGCCUCACAAACUUGCCUUCAACUUUGUUCGUGAGAUCAUCAGAGAGGCUUGACCGCACAGGUGUGAGACAGAGCGACAAGUGGCCUUCCCCUGACAGCACCCUCACACGGGUCGCUAUGAGCGCUAGAGGGAGUGGCGCCCGCUCCAACGGCGCGCUGCCGCAGACCAAGAUCUGCCAGUUCAAGCUGGUGUUGCUGGGUGACAUGGCCGUGGGCAAGUCCAGCCUGGUGCUGCGCUUCGUCAAGGGACAGUUUGACGAGUUUCAGGAGACCACUAUAGGAGCUGCCUUCCUGGCCCAGUCGGUGUGUUUAGACGACACCACUGUCAAGUUUGAGAUCUGGGACACAGCAGGACAGGAGCGUUACCACAGCCUGGCACCCAUGUACUACCGAGGAGCUCAGGCUGCCAUUGUGGUUUUUGACAUCACCAAGCCGGAAACCUUUGAGAGGGCCAAAGCCUGGGUGAAGGAGCUGCAGAGGCAGGCCAGUCCCAACAUUGUCAUUGCUUUGGCGGGCAACAAGGCCGACCUGGCCGAGAAGAGACUAGUAGAAUAUGAGGAAGCACAGACGUACGCUGAUGACACCAGCUUGCUCUUCAUGGAAACCUCGGCCAAGACUGCCAUGAACGUCAACGAGCUUUUCCUGGCCAUCGCGAAAAAGAUGCCAAAAACAGACACUCAAAACCCAACGCAUGCAGCACGACAUAGGGGGGUCAACCUCCAGGACCCUGAUGCCCACUCCACCAGAGCUUGCUGUGGCGGAAACUAGACCACACACACCCCCCUUUCCCUACAAUGUGACCUCCCGCCCAAUAGCAUCCCUUCUCUAUCAGCCAGCCUUCUUGAAUGAUCAUCCUUAUCAGUGAAUCAAGCCAGCAGAGAAGAGGAGAGAACACAACAACAACCUGGAGGACAUAAAUUGUGAAUAUUCUGCCUUGUAUCAUUUCAGCUUGACUCCUCACUGAUAACCUACACUUGUACAAAGUGAACAAGCAAAGGAAGCAAGCAAUAUGAGGUAAAAUAAAAGGCUAAAUGUGCUUGACGCGCUUCAUCUGUGUGGUCCUAAAACCAACUGCAACACAGUUUAUGCGUGCAUUGUUUUUGUUUUUAUGUCAAGACUCCAUACAUGUCCCACAGGACAAAGCAAAAAAGAAAAUGCUAUUGCAGUGCUUUCUACACCAUACCACCAAUAAAGGCUCAAGCCACAAUGCAUAUGCUCACAUAAAAACUCAUAUUUACUAAUAAUUACAUGUAGCUGAGCACAGGGAGUAUUGAUUCCUUACGUAAAAACUUUCAGUUCUGUCAAUUGAGGAUGGAAUUAAGAAUGAGGAAAUAGUAAAAUUAAAUAAUUUAUUAAUGGAUUGAUUGGGGUAGGGGUGUGCGUGUCCUAGUUGUUGGAAGUGGGGAAAAUAAUGUAAGAAAUUCUACACAAAGACCUGAUCUGAUGGUGUUGAUAAAUAUAUGUAUAAAUGUGUUUAAUUGGAUAUCUGUGCUAAAUCCAAAUUGGUCAAAUCUGGAUUGAACAUGGCUUGAUAUUACAGCUGCAUACACGUUUGUAACAGUGUAACACUAUUUGUUAAGAGUUUCUAUUUAAUUUUAAUUGUUAGUUUGCACUGCUUUGUCUUGACAAUGACUUGGAAACACAUUCAAAUAAUUAAAAAGGUAUGAAUCUGUACAUGUGUUGGUAAUUAAUGAGAGAGGAAAUAAACAUUCACUCUUCCUGAUGA